AUGGUCUCCAUAACUACCUUGUUGCAACUGAUCCUGGAGGUGUUGCAGAUGAUGAUCAGCAGCACAGCAGCUUUAAAUUUGGAUUUGUCCCUUAUUCCCAGCGGAACAGUUAUUAAACAGAUUGGAGAGGCACUACCUGUAUCCUGUACAGUUUCUUCUAGUAGAAAUGCCACUUUGUUUUGGCUAAAGGACAAUACCAGAAUGCGGUCAAGUCCAUCUUUUUCAAAUUUACAGUAUAAGGAUGCAGGAAAUUAUAUCUGCGAAACUACCUUACAGGAAGUUGAAGGGUUGAAGAAGAGGCAAACGCUUACACUGGUAGUAGAAGGAAGACCUCAGAUCAAAAUGUCAAAGAAAACCAGCUCAGAUGGAACAUUUAAAACAAUAUCGUGUCAUGUGGAAGGUUAUCCCAAGCCAGCCGUACAAUGGACAGCCACUGGCAUUGGAACCCUUAAUAAUAAAACAGAGGAGACUAAAUAUGUCAAUGGCAAGUUUUCCAGUAAAAUCAUAAUUGCUCCUGAGGAAAAUGUUACUUUAACAUGUACUGCAGAAAAUCAGCUAGAAAGAACCAUAACAUCUUUGAAUGUAUCUGCUAUAAAUAUUCCAGAAUCUGAUGAACCAGAUGAAAGAAAUAAUGAUAAUAGGGAAAAUGUUAAUGACCAGGCAAAACUAAUAGUGGGAGUCGUGGUUGGUCUUCUUCUAACAGCUCUGGUUGCUGGUGUUGCUUACUGGCUAUACAUGAAGAAAUCAAAGACUGCAUCAAAACAUGUAGAUAAAGAUCUUGGAAAUCUAGAGGAAAAUAAAAAGUUAGAAGAAAACAAUCACAAGUCAGAAGCUUGAGAUACAGAAUGAGUCAGUCAUCAGUCCAGGAAUAAACAUAGACCGACUGAAGCAUGAACAUGGAUUGUAUUUAAGAUAUAUACAAAGAUGUGACAGC
This is a messenger RNA of Gekko japonicus, 934 nucleotides long. It is a transcript of the gene ALCAM, whose product is annotated as activated leukocyte cell adhesion molecule. Gene Ontology annotation, cellular component: plasma membrane. Gene Ontology annotation, biological process: cell adhesion. The transcript is spliced from 9 exons. The record is from RefSeq and is a predicted model, not a curated record. Bases 1 to 837 code for a protein of 278 amino acids. Lineage: Eukaryota; Metazoa; Chordata; Lepidosauria; Squamata; Gekkonidae.